UAUUGUCUAGUUUGAGAAAAGUAGCAAGGUGUUGUUAAACUUUAUAUCCUGGGAAUAAAACUCCAAAUUUAGUGCAAUACUUUUUCUAAUUGAUACAAAUAAGAUAUGUAGGAAGUCAUUCCUCUUGUCCUCUUUUCAAGUAGUGUUUUAGAUCGUUUUUCGUAGGCCUAAUUUAGUAUCGGUUCGGUGGUGAAGAAAAACAUGUCCAACAUACAACUGGAUAAAGAUGCCUUUUUUAGGCGAAUGAAAAGAUUAUAUGCUGGAUGGAACAGUGAUGCUGACAAUGGAGGUGACGGCCUGGGCAAGGCUGAUGCCUUGGUGUCUGGAGUGGGGGUGGACGAGGAUGUUGUUUAUAGCAAAUCCAUUGCAUUGCAGACUUGGUUGCUCGGUUAUGAGUUAACUGACACCAUCAUGGUGUUAACCAAAGACGCAAUUCAUUUUCUGGCAAGCAAGAAGAAAAUUGAAUUUUUACGGCAGGUGGAAGCAAGUAAAGAUGAAAACAGUGUUCCGCCAGUGAAGCUCCAUACGAGAGAUAAGGGCGGUGAUGACAAACCAGCAUUCCAGAAGUUGGUGGAUGCCAUCAAAGGCAGCAAAGCUGGCAAGACAGUCGGCGUGUUUGUGAAAGAUGCAUAUCCCGGUCCAUUCAUGACUGCUUGGAAGGCUGUCCUAGAAAAAGAAAAGUUUACACAAGUGGACAUGAGUGUCAGUGUGGCAGCCAUCAUGAGUCCCAAGGAAGACUCCGAGUUAACCAUCAUGAAGAAGGCUUGCCAAGUGUCGGUCGAUAUAUUCAACAAGUACCUCAAGGAUCAGGUCAUGGACAUCAUUGAUGCUGAAAAGAAAGUGAAGCACGCUAAGCUGGCGGAGGGGGUGGAGUCAGCCUUGUCAGACAAGAAGUACGUGAGCAACGUAGACACGAGUCAGCUGGACAUGUGCUACCCGGCCAUCAUACAGAGCGGCGGCAACUACAACCUCAAGUUCAGCGUCGUCAGUGACAAAAACAACCUCCACUUUGGAGCGAUUGUGUGUUCCCUGGGCGCCAGGUAUAAGUCCUACUGUUCCAACAUCGUGAGGACACUUCUGGUGGAUCCUACUGAUGCGAUUCAGGCUAACUACAAUUUCCUAGUCGAUCUAGAAGAGGAACUCAUAAAGAAUCUACAGGCCGGCAAGAAACUGUGCCAAGUGUACGAGGCUGGAGUCAGUUACACGAAAAAGACAAAACCUGAGCUUGUCGAUCAUCUGGUCAAGAACUUUGGGUUUGUGAUGGGCAUCGAGUUCAGAGAGAGUUCCCUUACCAUUGGCCCAAAGACAACAGCUGUGGCUCGCAAAGGCCAAGUGUUCAACCUAAACGUCGGCCUUUCCAACCUCACCAAUAGGGAGGCCAGUGAUAAGGAGGGCAAGAUCUACGCACUGUUCAUCGGAGACACAGUACUCGUCAACGAGGGUCAGCCAGCUACGAUCCUCACACAGAGUAAGAAGAAACUGAAGAAUGUCGCGAUGUUUGUCAAACAAGACAAUGAAGAAGAUGAGGAAGAGGAAAAAGAAAAUGAGCCAAAGCCAGAAGAGCCUUUGACAGGCAGAGGCCGACGGACAGCUGUGCUCGAGUCGAAACUGAGGACGGAUUCAUCAGCCGAGGAGAAGCGCAAGCAGCAUCAGAAGGAGUUGGCUGCUCAGCUGAACGAGCAAGCGAGACAGAGACUGGCGGCGCAGGGAGGGGGAGGCAAGGAGACCAAGGUUCGCAAGUCUAACGUCAGCUACAAGGGAAGAGGACAGAUGCCUAACGAACCAGAGGUCAAGGAACUCAAGAUAUAUGUCGGACAAUUCCUACGGCGUUUUCACUUGCGUCACACGACAUUAUAAAUCUCCUGGACCAAUCUGGAAGAUGAAGUACGACGGGUGAGGACAAUGUUUGCUUUAUUUUGUCGAAACUAGAUUGUUGAUCGGGACCCCACCU
Molecule: messenger RNA, 1951 nt
Organism: Macrosteles quadrilineatus (aster leafhopper)
Lineage: Eukaryota; Metazoa; Arthropoda; Insecta; Hemiptera; Cicadellidae
Product: FACT complex subunit spt16-like
Exons: 12
Coding region: 202-1857 (551 amino acids)
Biological process (GO): transcription elongation by RNA polymerase II; positive regulation of transcription elongation by RNA polymerase II
Cellular component (GO): FACT complex
Molecular function (GO): nucleosome binding
Source: RefSeq, a predicted model, not a curated record